AUGCCAAAGACACGGGGUCGGGUCAAGCGACAGCGAAUAUGCCCAUGGUGCUCAUUGUCAUUCUCGAAGGAAGAACACCUAUCUCGCCAUAUUCGGUCGCAUACCAAGGAAAAGCCGUUUGGUUGUGUGACAUGUGGCAAGACUUUCAGUCGCCAUGACUCCCUUCUGCGGCAUGGCAGAGUACAUUCUACGGAAGGCAAGGAUGGCCAAACUUUUGACAUUAGGACCUCAUCUCUAGAAGCUUAUGGGAACUCGGAUCAAAUCCUUGGGGGUUCUCAAUCGCCCUCUGUUGAGAAUGAUAUGGAUCAGGUUCCAUCAUUCCCAACCCAUCAAACACCAGCAAGCUCCCUGUCACCCAGUCAGCAUGCUGCUGCCUCUCACACCCAAGCUCGUCUGCCCGUAUGGCUUGAAACAAUCGUGCAACCUCCAAAGAAUGCCCAAAGCCAAAUCAACGCUCAAGCUCCUUUAUUUACACCACUGGAUAACAUCUUCGAUUCCAGUAUAGAAGAUUCUCUGCAUUUCAACCCGUAUUCUCAAGUUCCCACAUGGCUUGCAGACGAGCAUUUCGACCUAAAUGCUUUGAAUUCUUCGGUGAUGGCAAGCACGCUUGGAUUUUUCUCACCCGACUACACAGCAAAUGAGGACAGCACCGAUAUCACAAUACAAAUACUGGGAGAACCUCAUUCAGAGCGCAAGGAAGAUCAAGUCCGGCAACUAUGGUUCACAUAUGUUGGGACACAUAAGUCUGGCUACAUCACACCCGAGGCUACUCAAGAGCAAGUCGAACUGGACGAGCAAUACCGACAAACGCUGUCGCAGAGGCUUCAACAACGUGUGCCAACCGAGCCAUUACCAUCUACGGACUUCUUGAAUCUGUGCAUUCAGCUAUUUUUCACACGAUUCAAUCCAAUCUUUCCAAUUGUACAUGCACCUACAUUUCGACCUUCGGCAAAAAGUUCUCUUCUACUGCUGUCUAUAUGCUCAAUAGGGAGUCUUUUCGUAGGCUCCAACUAUGCUGUGACUCAGGGAUCUAUCAUUUUCGAGAGACUCAACAAAGCCAUCCUAGCCUCGUGGGAGAAAUAUCUCCUGAGCGGAAAGGGCGAGGCACUUGCAAUGACACAAGCUGCCCUGAUUGGACAAACAUUCGCCAUGCUUUCAGGGAAGCCCAGAAACCUGUUGAUCGUGCAGACAUUCCAUGGUACUGUCGCUACUUGGGCUCGAAUAUACAAGAUGUUUAAGGUUCGGCGGGCGACGGAUUAUCUGGAGGCACAUCUUCAGACCCGUAGCCCAGAAGAAUCAUGGAGGACCUGGGCCCAGUCGGAAGAGCAAGUUCGUCUGGCAGCAGGUCUUCACAUUCUUGACACAGAGAUCUCGGAAUUGGUCUUGACGCAUCCUCUCCUCCAGCAUGAAGAGUCCUUGCUGCCUCUGACCGGAAGUCAUGAGCUGUGGGUCGCUGCGAAUGCCGCCCAAUGGAAGAUAGCUCUGGGCCGUCAACAGGACCGCUCAAGCUUGAAUCAAGAUAACUCUAAUGCCGUUGUCGCGGAAUCUGGCACUUUGCCGCUCGAUACUGGACUGCCAGAUGGAUUUCAACGGUACAUUACGCUGGAAGGGAUCAAUGCCCGUAUUGCAGAGACAAGAACCUCCCACAUUGCCAGAGAUCAAAACAUGUCCACACGAUUCGAAUAUCAAUUGAUUCAAUUCUUCGACCAGUACCUUCAUGAGAAGGAAGACUCCCCUACCAACGAUCCAUUCUGCCUCGAGGUACUUUGGCACUCAGCCUUUAUCUCUCUUUUGGUUGACUUUGAUCGACUCGAACUUGCGAUUGGCAGAGAAGGAUUCGAGGAAUCAGCACUUUAUCGUCAAUAUGCUCACCAAUGGGCUGCUUCCCCUAAUGCGCGCCGUUGUGCUUUACACGGGGCAAUGAUUCUCCGAAAGCUUCAAACUACCCCGUUAGGAAUGGAGCCGGCGAUCCAUGUCCCUAGGGCGUUGUAUCGGGCAGCUACCGUGUGGUAUGCGUACUCCGAGUACGGGCUGGAUGUCGAUCCUAGCGACCUGGCAACACCGCCCACUGCCAACGUCGAGUUUCCCGAAUUUUCCCGGUUAAAGAUUAACAGUCAGGCUCUCCUUUUCGAAGCGAAUGGCUAUCGAACAUCGAGACCAAAGACCUCGGAGUCUAGCACGCUCUGUGGACUUGUUGACCUCCUCCACCGGAUUGGUCACUGGGGCCUGUCAAGAAAAUUUGCGGAGCAAUUAAGUUUUCUCUUAAAGGAGACGCAGAGUUAA
This is a messenger RNA of Penicillium daleae, 2283 nucleotides long. RefSeq lists its product as uncharacterized. Gene Ontology annotation, biological process: DNA-templated transcription; regulation of transcription by RNA polymerase II. Gene Ontology annotation, molecular function: DNA-binding transcription factor activity, RNA polymerase II-specific; zinc ion binding; RNA polymerase II cis-regulatory region sequence-specific DNA binding. The record is from RefSeq and is a predicted model, not a curated record. The transcript is spliced from 7 exons. Bases 1 to 2283 code for a protein of 760 amino acids. Gene Ontology annotation, cellular component: chromatin. Lineage: Eukaryota; Fungi; Ascomycota; Eurotiomycetes; Eurotiales; Aspergillaceae.